AUGUUCUCCCUCAAGUUCGUCGUCGCCAUCACCGGCCUCGCCACCCUCGUCACAGCUCUAGAUGAUAUCAAGAACUGCUACUGCGCCCACCCUAUAAGAAUUGGAAAAGCAUCGGAUCCUCCGGCCAUUGAGGCUGUGUGCAACACAUAUGGCACCUUGAAGAAGGACUCGGGUGGUUACACCACGCGUGCGAUCAUGAUUGAAAUCAAUGAACCACUAUUCUUCAGCGCGUGCACGGCGCAGAACGGGCAGAAUACUGCGAACUGGUGCGCUUGA
Molecule: messenger RNA, 276 nt
Organism: Fulvia fulva
Lineage: Eukaryota; Fungi; Ascomycota; Dothideomycetes; Mycosphaerellales; Mycosphaerellaceae
Exons: 3
Coding region: 1-276 (91 amino acids)
Source: RefSeq, a predicted model, not a curated record